CCCUCCUCCCCUCCACACAACCUGCCUGUUGCUUCCCAUCCCACCAGAGCCCAACCAAACCCUCCUUCACUCCCCUCGCUCUCACUUCAGCUGUGCCUCUACCAGCGCUUGUCCAAUUCCUCCACAACCCCUGCAAAACUUCCUAUCUCCUUUUUUCUUAUUUUAACUAACUUUUUUUUUUAAUUUUUAGAAGAUUUCAUUUCACCCCAGGGACAUCACCAUCACUGCCAUCAAAGUUCUUCAGCCAAAAACAGGACCUCCUAAAUAUUUCUUUUAUUGUCGGAGAAAGAGAAGAAAUUUGAGGACAGGAUGAAGUUUCAGCUGCUGCUCUUCUUGGCUCUGGCCGGCCCGUUCUACGCAGUAACAUUUGCAAGUCCCACAGGGCUGCCUGAAGAUGUCGUCCCAGUGACGGAGGCUGCUCCAGAGACCAGCCCCGUCGAGUCCGAACCAGUGGUCGCAGAAGAGGCUGUUCCAGAAGCCACUGAAGUCCCUGUCGCUGCAGCAGAAGAAGAACCAGCCGUAGUCACAGACCCUCCAGCCACCGAGCCCCCCGCUGCCGCAGCCGAGGAGGAGGUGGUGACCGCAGCCCCAGAGGAGGUUGCUACAGAAGCUUCUGAGGUUGAGGAUGUAGCCGUGACAGAAGCUCCGGUGGUAGAAACCGAAGCCCCCGAGCCUGCCCCCACGGAAGCACUAGAAGAAGAAGAGGUGGUGCUGACCGAGGCACCAGCUGAGGAGACAGAGGUAGUGACCGAGCCCGCGGCGGUUCCGGACGUCCCAGUGGCCACAGAGGCUGCAGAGGUCGCACUGGAGACAGGAGGACAGGUGCUCGUGGAGGGGGGAGAAGACGAGGGCCUGAGCUCAGGGCAGGUGGCGGGCAUUGUGAUCGGGGCUCUGUUGGCUGUGAUCAUCGUUAUUGCUGUGGUCAUCGCAGUGGUCAGGAGGAUGGGCAAAUACUCCCCUUGAAGAAAAAGCCAGCCAAGCAGCCCGAGCGCUCCAAGUUCUGGAAAGUCUGAAACUACUGAACUGUCACGUCAAUAAAGAUUACAAAAAGAAAAAAAAGAAAAAAAAAAACGAGACCGAACCAGGACUAAACCAGGACCUCUUCUGGACUAAAGCGAGACUAAACCAAGAAUAAACCAGGACUAAAUCAGGACUAAACCAGGACUAAACCAGGACGUAACUGAUCUAAUCUUGAACUGAACAUACCAUCGCAUCAAAACUAAGAAGAUUUCAGGACUACACUCAUUGCCUACAGGGAGGAGGAGAUGCGUAUGUAAUGUAUGGAAGCCUGUAAGGGACAAAAGUGUGAUCAAAUCCUCCCCUCAGUCAUAUUUUUUCAUACCCUAGAGCCGCUGUCCCAUACCAAGAUGGCGACAGCAAGUCAGUCGGAAUUUCAGGACUUUCAAAAAUACAGUGUCAAAAGGGAGUAGGACUUAAAACCUCUUUCCUUUAUGUUUCUUGUGAAUUUGUUGAUAGUAGAUUUAUGGUAAACGGCAGGAAUUUUUAAAUUAGAGUUGUCCAGAUAGCAGAAUCAGUACUAUGUGGUAUUGAUGUAUUGUAUCUGUUCUUUCUCCAAAACUUUCUAAAAAAAGUACAAGUUGUCAAUGUAUUUGUAAUUAUGUUGUGACUGUCUCUAAGCCUGGCCACGCCUUAUCCACCGAGUUCCGAAGUGCCUUAAGUUUUCAUUUUUAUGUUUCAUCAUUAUGCCUUCUUCAAUGUUAUUUUUUGUUUUUCUGCUUGGUAAUGUUUUUUCGAAAUGCAAACAUAAGUAGUAAUAGUGAGAUUUUCUACCCCUACAAAUCAAAUUGAGGUCCAAUGAAACCCAAUGGUGGCUGGCCAGGCUGUCUCUCCUGAGCACUGUACGGAAAAAAAAUACUGUAUAAAGGUUCGGUAAUAUUAUCAAGAGCCCAAACGAGUUGGUGUUUCUGAUAGGGACGGUUAAAGCAACACUGCGUAGCUUAAAUAGUGCUAACCUAAUUAAAUGACUUGUAUAGGCUGUAUACCACAUUUCAACAUAACCAAAGCACUUUACAUCAACUUUUUUCCCUCCUUAGUCGGUCAAUAAUGAAACUACUUUUGCUGUCCUGGGGCGGACUGAAAGAAACAUGGCUGCAAAUCAGCGCCAACAGCCUUUUUGUAACCACCAAUCACAGACAUACGCAUUCAAACAAGCCAGGUGAAGACUCACGCCCAAGGACUCAACUGAAGUUUGACGUAAGCGGGAUUCAGACCACAAAUCUUCCAGAAAAUGGGAGUCUGCUUCACAUACUGGAACCUUAUUUGAAUUUUUGAAUAGAAUACAUCUCACAAAGUUUUAUAAAAAUAUAUAGGUUGCAAAUUAUUCAAAUUAGAACAUUUAAAACAACAAAAUAAACUACACCCUAUGUUUAGACCUGACCAACGUUUCCACUGUGCCGUGCCUUUGCUAAUACCCUGUAAAGUUCCGCAGUGUUGCUUUAAGACAUGUAGAAGGGCCAUUGGGACAUGUCUAUUAGAAACACAACAAAGAAGUGCGAAGAAACCAAGAGCGUCUGUUCCAAAUUCCACAGGAUGUAUAGACAAUGCAGCUCGCAGUAAUGACUUGCUCCCAUGCAGCAUCUACGCUAUCAAAAAACGCAAAGCAAAAAAGGGAAAAUGUACACGUUUCUGAUGUUUUUUCUGUCGCCUGAAGCCCACACUGCUGAAGUUUAGCCGACUGUAUGACGGGUGGCCCAUGAUGGCUUCACGAUAAGGCGAUUUUUAGAAGCUAGCCAUUCUGCGUACGCUAACACUGAGAUGCUAAUACAUAUCUGUGAAAUUUAGCAGAGGGGUUCGUGCCACUGUCAGAGGGGGGAUUUUAACUUUUGAAGUGCGUUAUAAUAAUGUGAGUGACUGUAAUGUUUAACCCAUUCCAAAAAAAAGAACAUGGAUUUAUUAUUUUGUUAAUUUUGUUUUUGUUUUGCUAGCCUAAAUGUGUUUCUUGUUAGCAGCUCACAUAGAGAACACAUUGUCUCCACAUUGUAGCCCUGCCCUUUUUUUAAAUUGACCCCAGGAUUUCGAGUUGCACUUAAUUCUUGUGCACAAUAAUGUUCUGUUUAGUUGAGUUGUUUUGAACAAAACGGUUGUACAAAUACAUAUUGGCUUUUCUCGCUCGCUGCCUGUUCACACCUGUUCAUACGUGCACUGAAUGAGAGAGUAGUUGUAAUACUUCAGACACUGCAAAAAAAAAACAUUUGCGACGACAAGUUGUGUGCUGCCCCCUCCCCCUCGGCUUGGCUUCAUUUUAUCACUUCUAUGUCUUUAAUCUGUGCCAUGGGAGUUGUUUGAAACUUUAUUUAAUUGCAGUGUUUUUUGUUGUUCAUAUUGUUUCAAUAAAAUACGGAAAAUUACCAAAA
This is a messenger RNA of Periophthalmus magnuspinnatus, 3374 nucleotides long. RefSeq lists its product as uncharacterized. The coding region runs from base 310 to 963 and encodes 217 amino acids. The record is from RefSeq and is a predicted model, not a curated record. Lineage: Eukaryota; Metazoa; Chordata; Actinopteri; Gobiiformes; Gobiidae. The transcript is spliced from 5 exons.